AUGUCUUUGGGUGGCUUGGAUGGUCUACUAGGAUUGGGACCACUACUAGGUCCCCAGCCUUCUCCGACACUAAUUACCAAUCUCAUACCAUCGACCAGUGCAAAUGUACCCAUUCCGUCAAGCGACUCUACGAUAAUUCACGAAUCCACGACCUCUUCACUCCUUACGACGCCCACACCAGCUUCUUCUAGCGUUAUACCAAGCUCGGUCUCGUCUACCAUCGUCGACACACUUUCCGAUGCCUCAACAACGACCACCACGGCAAUUGCUACUGAAUCCGACGCGCCUGCGCUGGGCACUGCCCAAGCAAGCCAUCACGCCAAACCCCAGGGCUUUCUGCAGAACAAAACUCUCUCUGGAUUCGUCUUUGUUCUAUGCGGCCUCGCUGGCCUCGUCUUGAUAACUAUGAUUGGAACGUGGGCGGUGCGCAGGAGGGAGAAGAGGCGGCUAAUGGACGAGGCCAUGAUAUUUGAUUCCGCGAGCAUGAUCGCCGAACCGCAUAAUAACAACGACGGCUCCAAGCUCGAAAGUGGAAUUCCGAGUCGCAGGGGUAGAGGUGUUUCACGGUCGAUUUCGAAGCGGUCGUACAAACGCAUGAGCGACGAAAGCUUUGGGCAUGUCAGUCAAGGGCCCUCGGGCUACGGCGGGGUGUUGCCUGGAGGGGAUUAUGCAGGCUAUGGGAUACCCACCUUGGCCUAUGCUUCGCCGUCCGCCAUUGUUCAGCCGCAGUACCCUCAGGCGAUGCAUGUAGACCGCCAACGAACAUACGAAGACGACAACCAGCCCCCAUACUACCACUACGGCACGGCGGCAUAA
Molecule: messenger RNA, 816 nt
Organism: Pleurotus ostreatus (oyster mushroom)
Lineage: Eukaryota; Fungi; Basidiomycota; Agaricomycetes; Agaricales; Pleurotaceae
Exons: 2
Coding region: 1-816 (271 amino acids)
Source: RefSeq, a predicted model, not a curated record